Molecule: messenger RNA, 2921 nt
Organism: Rhagoletis pomonella (apple maggot)
Lineage: Eukaryota; Metazoa; Arthropoda; Insecta; Diptera; Tephritidae
Exons: 9
Coding region: 514-2763 (749 amino acids)
Biological process (GO): regulation of transcription by RNA polymerase II
Cellular component (GO): nucleus
Molecular function (GO): protein binding
Source: RefSeq, a predicted model, not a curated record
UGAGUCGCUUUAGCUCUCUUUAUUUUGCCACAUGAAAUGGGCGCUAAACACAAUACUUGCGUACCAACAAAGACGAUGUUGUGCGCAUAUACAGACAAAUGAAUUGACGAUAGGCGCAAGGACUUUCAAUAAUUUUUACGCGGAUUACAGUACGAAACAAGCCACAGCAACGACGGGAAAUCUUGACUGCUUAUUAAAAAUCAAUUGCAGAGCGUUAAAAGUGCGGGUUUUUGCGAAAUAAAAUUGGCUUUGUAGCUUUUCACAAUACGGGGUUCUUUACGAAGGAUUAAAGCGGACGACAUAAUACAUAUUUUCCCCAUUUUAAGUUAGUUCCAUGCUCUGCUACGGCUUCCAUACUGAAAGCAUACCCAUAAAGCAUUGAGGAUUUUAAAUGUUUCAUCAUGCUGCAGUAAAAUCCAUCAUUUGUGCAAAGCCUGUGAGUCAAAGCAUCACUGCAACAAAAACGGCAAAAACAAUCCAACGGAAGGAAGUCUCUAUUUGUAUUGCAAGACCAUGGCGGCAGAAAACUAUCACUUAAAAUGGGACUCCCAUUUGUCAUACUUGAAUUCGUCAGUGGCCACGCUUUACAAGAAUGAAAAGUUUGCCGAUGUAGUGUUAUAUAGCUCCAGCAGCAAUUGUGUCAGUGGAAAUAGUUCGGAGAAUGGCAUACCUACCGUGGGAAUUUCAGCGCACAAAUUUAUACUUAGCUCCUGCAGUCAGUUUUUUGCAACGAUGUUUGAAACUGCACCGAUUUCUUCGCCAAACGGUGUACUCUACAUAGUGCUUCCGCCGGAUCUUAGCCACCGCGCCAUACAAAUUCUUGUGCAGUACAUGUACAGUGGCGAGGCGACUGUCGCCAACGAUAUACUAAGUGAAGUCUUACGAGGAGGUGAAAUACUGAAAAUCCGUGGUUUAUGCCGCACCUCUUCUACUUCCGUUAAUUCGCACAAUCCGCCACCGAGAACAGAGUCACUAAUAACUAACGUCGGUGGUCCACAUUACAUUCAAAGUGCAACCAACCGCCAACCACUUUCAUCCAUUUCACAUACGCAUAUUCCCAAUGUUCAUACCGGUGAUAUGUACGUCGUCAACAAAUGUCCUACAGGUGGAAAUGGGAGUUGUGGUACUCGCUACAACAUGGAGCAUUUGCAGCAGCUGUCAACACAGUCAACCUCGACACAGCACUCUCAGGCGUCGCACGCACAGCAAAUGCAGGCAACACAUUCCCAGUUCCGUGGUUUGGGUGCGUCCGUAUUGCCCAAAGAUAGUCCCGUUAUUGUCAAGUCACCAAAACUAUCACAGCUUAGGCUUCUUUCAGCUGCAGCGUCAAAUAGUAAACAUCAUACAGGCGGGGGUAUAUCAGUAAACAAAGAGGUUGCAAUAGAUCCUGAUGAAAAAUGUUGCUAUCAGUUAAAUCAGUUGCAAGUGGCAACUACUUUGUGCAACGAAUUGGGCUGCUCUGGGGACUGUCCCAUAUCGAUGGAGGAUGACCAGCUGAGACGACGACAACGAAGUCAAAAUGAGGAGGGUAUUCAUGCAAGCGUUGUUGAGCAGCGGUUAGAAAGGGAGUACUCUGAUCGACCUCGUCCACCGCCCGAUGAACAGGACCAGCGGGAUGAUAUUGAAAUGGCCAGUUAUGAUAGGCAUAUACGCCGAAGCAGUGGUGAUCGAAUUCGAGACUACUUCUUACCCGAGUCCUACGAGCAUACGAACACAACGCCAACUAAGAGCAACCAUCACUUCUCAGAACAAGUCAGCGCUAGAUUAACUAACACUUCGCCAAUGUCACAUCCACAAAACUUUCUCGCGAUCAAGCAAGAGCCGGCUGAUUGGACGACCACAACCACUUCCGAUAAUGCAUUAUCAGAAUUAUCUAGGCCACCCAAGGCCCCUUUAAAUUCCCCUAAACAACCGCUGGACUUCAAAAUGCCGACAGGUGGUACCGCAGUAAAACUCGAAGUAGGCGCCCAUCCGCACAGCCCACGAAACGAGCAGGAUACAGCCGGACCGGACUCCAAUGAAUACGAUACGCGGCUAGCAUGCGAAAUAUGUAAGCAAUCCUUUGAUGAGCCUAAAUCUUGGGUGAGGCAUUUGGAGUCACACAGCGUCAACACAUCAUCGACCGAUUCAGUAACUAUAAACAUGGCGUGCGGCACAACGAAUAGCAACGGCGGAAACACCGCCGCCACUAUAACCAACGGGGGCGACACUUUAGUCAAGGCGUACCUGCCCAAGAAACGUCGAAGAGUGUCGCAGCAGGAGAAUAACGCAGCUCAUGUGACACUAUGUUGUGACUUAUGCUCCAUAUCUUUUGAGACCCCAGCAGAGUGGGUGCGACAUCUAAACAACGAACACACCGAAAUAGAGCUGGCCAUGUUCAAUAGCAAAAAGGACAACGAGCAGAAAAGCUCCUGCAACAGCAGCCAACAGCUAAUGCAGCAGGGGCAUCAUAAACGAUUCACCCAUCGCUCAACGUAUGACCAACCCGCCAACGAAACGCAACCAGCUACAGUGUCCGCCGUAGCACCAUCAACUGCAAGCUUCUCGGAGCGCUCCGAAGCUUGUGGCAAAAAGUUUUCCACGCACAGCAGUGGCUUGGUGCACAAACGCAGCCAAAACACACUCAAUGGCCUCAGCGUCAGUGUUAGCACAAGCGUCGAACCAACGUCGCUCCCAUCAAAUGCUGCUGAUGUUAGCGUAAUCAGUAGUGUGGCUACUAGCAGCUUAUCUAACGAACAAAUAAGUACAUCGUCCCAGGCCUGAUACAGUCGCUGAUAUAGAAAUGAAGCACAAAACGCUUGAAAGGGCCACCGUAUUGCAAUCGCAAGUGGAGUGAGAAUCGUUACCUAUGUCGUUCCAAAUAUAAACUAAUGAUGAUGAAAUCAUACUAACAAUACUAUUUUAAUCAAAAUUUUUACAAU